GAAACCAAGCCAGGAAGUGGUCUGUGCAAACCAGGAACCAUUGCUCUGUUUGGCAACGUGGUGUACAGCGGACUGCUCAACAAGCACUUCUGGCAUUUUGGGGUUCCCCUUGUCACCAGACUGGGUAAUCAAGAGGCCCCAGCUCCCCCUGAAGCCAUGACUCAACCUUUCCCACCAGCCCAGUACCCUGCUCCACCACAGAAUGGCAUCCCUACUGAGUACACCACACCCCAUACCCAUCCCCCGGUCGACUACACAGGACCAAGCACGGUGGCCGAGCACGCCCUAACACUUUACACAGCGACACACUCACACAGCGAACAGCAAGGAAAUGAAAGCAACAACCCUUCACACACAUCCAACACAGUAACGGCAGAGGAGGCUGUACAGACAGAGGGCUCCCAGCAGCUCCACCUGCAACCCAAUGAUUCAUCUAUGAAGCAGCAGCCUAAGAGAUUACAUGUCUCCAACAUUCCUUUCCGUUUCCGAGAUCCUGACCUCCGGCAAAUGUUUGGGCAAUUUGGCAAGAUUUUAGAUGUUGAGAUUAUUUUUAACGAGCGAGGAUCCAAGGGCUUUGGGUUUGUAACAUUCGAAACAAGUGCAGAUGCUGAUCGUGCAAGGGAGAAACUAAACGGUACAAUCGUAGAAGGACGGAAAAUUGAGGUCAACAAUGCCACUGCCAGAGUAAUGACUAACAAAAAGGUGGCCAACCCUUACACAAAUGGCUGGAAGCUGAAUCCAGUAGUUGGAGCUGUAUAUGGUCCUGAAUUUUAUGCAGUGACAGGCUUUCCAUACCCCAGUACAGGAGCAGCCAUGGCCUAUAGGGGGGCUCAUUUGAGAGGGAGGGGUCGUGCUGUCUACAAUGCAUUCCGAGCUGCACCUCCUCCUCCACCUAUCCCUGCCUAUGGAGCUGUGGUCUACCAGGAUGGCUUUUAUGGGGCAGAAAUAUAUGGAGGAUAUGCAGCUUACAGGUAUGCACAGCCAACUGGGACCGCUGCAGCUGCAUACAGUGACAGUUAUGGCAGAGUCUAUGCAACAGCAGACCCAUAUCACCAUACGAUCGCUCCUGCGGCCACUUACAGUGUAGGCACUAUGGCAAGCCUUUACAGAGGAGGGUGCAGUCGCUUCACUCCCUACUAG
Limanda limanda (common dab) is the source of this 1140-nucleotide messenger RNA. RefSeq names its product RNA binding protein fox-1 homolog 3-like. Gene Ontology annotation, cellular component: cytoplasm; nucleus. Gene Ontology annotation, biological process: regulation of alternative mRNA splicing, via spliceosome; nervous system development. NCBI's taxonomy places the organism in Eukaryota, Metazoa, Chordata, Actinopteri, Pleuronectiformes, Pleuronectidae. The transcript is spliced from 12 exons. Gene Ontology annotation, molecular function: mRNA binding. The record is from RefSeq and is a predicted model, not a curated record. The coding region runs from base 157 to 1140 and encodes 327 amino acids.